This is a messenger RNA of Carassius auratus (goldfish), 1431 nucleotides long. Its product is annotated as coiled-coil domain-containing protein 34. The record is from RefSeq and is a predicted model, not a curated record. The coding region runs from base 150 to 1139 and encodes 329 amino acids. The transcript has 7 exons. NCBI's taxonomy places the organism in Eukaryota, Metazoa, Chordata, Actinopteri, Cypriniformes, Cyprinidae.
UUCCACGAUUGGCAUGAUUGACGUGUUGAGUGGGCGGGUUCAGGAGGAAAGAGGCGGAGCUAGACGGAGGAAGCCGCUCGGAACAAUCAAGCAAAACAAAAGCGAUUCAACGGAAUAUUGUGCGAUUAAACUGAUUAAAUGGUUUGCUGAUGAUGUCGACAUUUCCAUCUUCUUCCUCCAAGAGCUUGACCUCCACCCCGCUCAAGUCCAGACCCAGCGUCCCGAGCAGUGUCCUGCAGCGCAGCAGGAGCCUUGAGUCCACCGGAGACUCGACGUCCUCGCUGCUGUCACCCAUCUAUCAUGACAGCUUUGAGCUUUCAGAGGACGAACCGGAGUCAGAUCAGCCACGGCCUGUUCACAACAUCACCACCACGUUAAGUGAAGACGUCGCACCAGGCUCUCCAUACAGGGAUGAGGUGGACACGACAGGCCUGGAAGACAGAGCGUCAAAUGUGCAGUUCAAACUGAGUGCUUGGGAGCAGUGGAUUGUGGAUAAAGCCAAAGAAGAACGUAUCAGAAAGCAACAAAAAGCCAUGGAGGAGCUCACGCUGAUGGAAAAACAGAAAGAGGUGGAAAAAGAACAACAGAAGAAGAAAGUUGUCAACGACUGCAAAAUUCAAGAGUGGCUGGAAAUAAAACGAGAACAGGAAAAGAAAGAGAGGAUGUCCAAAGAGUUUCAGAAGAGCAAAGAACAGCUUCAAGAGGAGAAAAAACGUGCUGAGAUUGAAAGGAAAGCUCAGGAGAAAUAUAAGGAGUGGCUGCGGAAGAAGAAGCAACAAGAAACGGAGAGAAAGCUAAAAGAGAAGGAAGAGGCAGCCAGAAGAGAAGCAGAAGAGAGGGAGCGCAAAGAAAAAGCAGAGGAAAGCUUUAAAGAGUGGCUUGAAAGUUUAAAAACAAAAGGAAAACUGAGCCGACAGUCAUCAGCAUCCUCAGCCGGCAAUUAUAACAAUGUGAACUAUCCAGCUCCGAGUUUCGUCAACCCUAUUCCAUGGAAACCCAUUCAUGUUCCUCAGCAAGAGCAAACACCGAGGAAAAGCUCUACCCGUAAAAGAACCCCAGGACCACCAAAGAGCCAGUCGACCCCCUGUCUCACAUACAGACCUAAAGACAUGAUCAGCUUCGCGUGUAAGAGACGGUGACACUGACCUCUGCUGGUCUGAGACUGCUAUAACCUCGUCUAAAGACUUGAAGCCUCUUUGUCAAGCAGGUAUUUCAGAUUCAGAAGACUGAUAUCAUUCGACAUAAGAGAAGAUACACCAGGAGGCUGGUUUGUGUGUCUGCAGGCCUGAUUUCAUCUGUGAGAUGGAUUUAUCAGUAGAUGGCAGAUUCCUCAUCUGUCGGUUAUGAUUUUGACUUUGAAUGUUUGCUAACUAGGGAAUAUAGAUUAUUUUUUUUGUGUCCAAAUAAAAGAUCUUUGGAAAUGCAAUAAUU